GUAUUGCAUGCAUUCGAUUGCUUUCAUUUCUGCGCUGUGACAGUCCUGAGAUUGGGGGAUUAAUGCAUUUUUACGAGUGAUUUUGCGUGUCAUACUAGGGUAAAUGUUUCAUAAUACGUCCAUCACUGUGAGUGGACUCGCUGUUUUGCACCAACCGAGAUCAAGUUCCACUAGUUGAAACGUUGGUGGAAAGAUAAAGCUUGUAGGAUAUCGUAUGACCAAUGCAGGACUGGAGUAGGAGGAUCGGCUUCUUGCAUCCAGGGCUGGAGGAACACAAGCGCUGAUCCUCGGUCGAUUUAAACGGUCUGGCAAUUUAAAUUGAGAGACCUUGGGCAGAUCUAUACAUAAACUGGUACAAGCCGCACCACUGGCAGCAGACAAGGAGAUUCGUGCCUCUCUCGUCCGCUUCAUCAGUGCGCAUGGAUGAAAGUCACAGUUAAAAUGCAUGCGGCAAGUCUUGUCUGAUGUGGGAUUACCGAGUUUUCAUUCGCCCCCUUUUCUUUACCAUGUUCGAACUUUGGUUUUGGCUCUUUUUCCGAGAUGAUGCUGCUGAUUUCAGUCGCUGCUGGAAGAAUACAGGAGCCGGUUUUGCCGCGCGGGUUGUCACGUUAUUGGCCUGAAUGAGACUGUAUAUGUGCACUCCGAUGCCUUGUCUAUGGAGCUAAACACCGAGGAGACUUGACUUUAAGUAUUUUUUUUUUUCUUGUUGACAGCCGAGGGAAGGGCGGUCGGUGGAAAUCACGAAAUCCAUGUUUUCACAGAGGUUGGAGAAAAAAGAACGGGCACAGCCGUGAUUUUCGGGAUGCUUUGGCGUUUACCGGGAUCAGCACGAUGACACCUCAUACUGGUACCACACUUGAGUGAGCUGGGGCAUCCUCUCCCAGGAAAAAUGAAUAUCUGGAUCCUAAAAAUAAUCCUUCUGAUUGCAUCAUCUCUGAGGCUGGUCGAGAUGUAUGACAAUUAUGGGGAGAUCUGUCGAAACCUGUGUACGUGCGAGGAGAAGGAAGGGAUCCUGACAGUGAGCUGUGAGAACAGGGGGAUCAUCCGACUGACGGAGAUCAGUCCUGUCCAUUUCUCCACCUACCACCUCCUGCUGACAGGGAACCUCCUGAAGAAACUGUCAGUCAAUGAUUUCAUCAAUUACACAGGGGUGACCAUCCUGCACCUGGGGAACAAUGACAUCUCGGAGAUAGAGUCCGGUGCCUUCAAUGGACUCCAGGGAUUAAAAAGGUUGCAUCUGAAUAAUAACAAGAUCGACGCUCUGAGAGAUGACACCUUUGCAGGACUGGAGAGCUUGGAAUACCUUCAGAUUGAUUAUAAUUACAUUACUAAUAUAGAGCCCCACACCUUGAGCAAACUAUACCAACUGACAGUGAUGAUUUUGAACGACAACCUGCUCUCUGCCCUGCCCACGAACAUCUUCAGGAAUGUUCCGCUCACGCACUUGGACCUGAGGGGGAACCGGUUAAAAAUGUUCCCCUAUAUCGGCCUCCUGGAGCACAUGGACAAAGUUGUGGAAUUACAACUAGAGGAGAAUCCGUGGAAUUGCUCCUGCGAGCUGAUUGCCCUGAAGGCAUGGCUGGAGAGCAUAGCCUACACGGCUCUGGUGGGAGAAGUGGUGUGUGAGACGCCGUUCAGGCUCCACGGUAGGGACCUGGACGAGGUGUCCAAGCAGGAACUCUGCCCAAGAAGAACCCUGGAAGACACAGUCAGGCCUGCACCUCCUAGCAGCACCAAUGGAUAUUACCAGACCACACCUGCUGCUGUCACAGUCUCCGCCACCUCCUCGGCAGUUUUUAGGUCCUCCUCUAGGCCAACCAAGGGCACACGGCAAUUUAACAGAACCAGGUUAAAGCCCACUUCCCGAAUACAAGGCAGUAACCCUUACAAUUAUGGCCCCAUCAUUGCUUUUCAGACCAAAUCGCCUGUGCCUUUGGACUGUCCCACUGCCUGCACGUGCAACCUGCAGAUAUCUGAGAUUGGGCUAAAUGUCAACUGCCAAGAGAGAAAGAUUGAAAGCAUUUCUGAUCUAAAACCCAAGCCAUACAAUCCUAAAAAAAUGUAUCUCACUGGAAAUUACAUCCCUGUGGUACGGAGAUCAGAUUUUGUGGAUGCUGUUGGAUUGGAUUUGCUUCACCUGGGAAACAACAGGAUAAGUCUGAUCCACGACCGGGCUUUUGGGGAUUUAACCAACCUGCGAAGGCUGUAUUUGAAUGGUAAUCUCAUGGACAGGCUUACAGGAGAAAUGUUUUUUGGUUUGCAGAACUUGCAGUAUCUUUAUUUAGAGUACAACAAAAUCAAGGAGGUUGAUGCGGGAACUUUCCGCUACCUCCCUAAUCUGCAGCUGCUUUUCCUAAACAACAACCUCCUGAAAACCUUACCGGUGGGCAUCUUUUCCAGCCUCUCUCUGUCUAGGCUUAAUCUGCGCAACAACCAUUUCCAAAACCUGCCUGUGAGUGGUGUUUUAGAUCAGCUGAAGCUGCUGGUGCAAAUAGAUCUUUUUGAAAACCCCUGGGACUGCUCUUGCGACAUAGUAGGGAUGAAGAUAUGGCUGGAGCAGCUCAGCGCAGGCACUGUGGUUAAUGAGGUGGUGUGUGAAACGCCACGACGCCACACUGGAAUGGACGUGCGCUCCAUCCAGUCGGAUCAGCUCUGCCCGGACUACUCUGAUGCCUACGUCUCGCCAACGCCCCCCACGGACGAGCCCAUGGACGACUUGGUCGUCACCACAGACGCGCCACAGAAGUUCAACACCCCCAGCAGCACCGUCCCCCUCUCUGUCCUCAUCCUCAGCCUCCUGCUGGUGUUCAUCAUGUCCGUCUUUGUGGCCGCAGGGCUGUUUGUCGUUGUGAUGAAAAAGCGCAAAAAGUCCCAGAGUGACCGCACUAGCACCAAUAAUUCAGACGUCAGCUCUUUUAACUUGCAAUACAGUCUCUACAGCAACCGCUCCGGCCCCAAAGUCAAGGCCCCGGUGGGCCACGUCUAUGAGUAUAUUCCCCACCCCAUGGGCCACAUGUGCAAAAACCCCAUUUACAGGUCACGAGAAGGCAACACAGUGGAGGAUUACCGAGAUCUCCAUGAGCUCAAAGUCACGUACAGAAGUGCCCCGGAUGAUGAGAGGGACAGCAGCACGAUGAGGAGCCCUACUUACAGUGUUAGCACCAUUGAGCCACGCGAAAACCCCUCCCCUGUCCAGGAUGCGGACCAUUUCUUCAGAGGCAUCCUUGAGCACGACAAGCAGCCCCAUCCGUCAAUCCCAUCCAUCCCAGCAGGUGCCAAUUUAGAGUACAAGUACACGGGGCCUGUGUCGUACACAUACAACCCAAAUUUUGAUGUCAGACGUCAGUUCUUGCACCCAGAGAGGAUAAGAGAAACAGUGCUCUAUGGCACGACACCCAGUACUGUUUAUGUCGAGCCCAACAGAAAUGAAUAUUUGGAGCUAAAAGCUAAACUGCAGUCUGAGCCCGAUUACCUCGAAGUUCUUGAGAAACAGACCACCUUUAGCCAGUUCUGAGCAACAGAAUCAUUAAUGGAAUGAAGCAUUUUCUCUCUUGACCCUCCUUGAACAAAUGGCUCAGUUUAUAGGGUGCCUUGGCACAACACACACACACACACACACACACAAGCAAAAGCGAAGGAGUUUUAAACGGGGUGUGCCGAACAAUCUUAUUCUUAUUUCCGAAACAUGACAUUACAGGAAUGGAUACAGCUUUCUGAAACGUGGAUGAACAAAAUUGCUCUAAUUAACUGAUGAUGCAAAAUCUAUUUUUCUAUGGUGAACAAAAACACACAAAAUGUAAGUGUACAGGUAAAUCUUACCCAACUUCAUUUUCAGGAAUAUAACCAUACAUAAAGGUAUAUUGUGAAUCAGAAAAGAAAUGUUUAUAAAAUCACUCCUGGACAAAAACACUGUACAGCAGAUCAUCAAAAUUGUGUAGGACUAUUUUCUGCUGUAGUCUGUAAGUAAGUAUUUAUUGAUAUAAUCUGCCAUGUCUUUUCAAAACUUUUGAUUCUACAUCAAUAUUACCUGUGUCAUCAUACUCCAUGAUCGUCUGGAAAGGCUUAUGUUUGUAGUUUCAUUUACUGUAGCUCUGCAUUGUAAAAGUGGCUUUUUUUGAAAGUGGCACACCCCCAAUGUUAAAAAAAGACUGCGUCAUUUGAAGAAGAUGAAAAAAAAAAAAGUGUCUUUGUAUGCUUUCUGCACUUUUUGGAAUUGGAAGGCGGGUAAGCCUUCAAUGAGCUCUCAUAAAGGAGGUUAUUAUAUAAGAAAUGAAUAUGGGUAUUCAUUCUUAAUAUGUCAAAUUGAUAUGUUAUCAAAACAAAAAUUCAUAAAUGCUAUUUGAAGUAUUAACUCUGUUUUAAUCAAUGUAACACCUAUUUUUAUACAAGCAUUCGCAGAUUCUCUAUCCCUUCUCAACUAUUUGUUUUGAUUGCUUUGCACUUAUUGCACUAUAUUGACCAAACUAUGUUAUUGUCAUCAAAUAAACAUGAUGUCAGGUUCAUAUAAUGUGCUUACAAGAAAAAAAACAAGGCUGGUUGGUGAUGAUAUGAAGGAGGCCAAUUGGGUUUGUUCCAAUUUACUUUUACAUUCAGACAUCAAAUGAAAGUAUGAAUCAAAACAGUAUGAAAUAUGGGAAUUGAGAGCUUGAAAAUGGAGCUCCAGGGCUAAAAGUUAUUUAAUUCUGCAAUCAAAAUGGGAAUACAUUGGCUGGUAAGAAUUAGUUGUGUGUUCUUAAUCAAAGCAGAUAAAGGUAUAGUAUAUAUGUCUCACUCAAAGGGGCAGCACGGGUCUCUCUGCUGGUGUAAGCAUUGGAAUCAAUAUAUUUCAAUCAAUGAGCAUUAUCUGAGGCUGUCCCUUUGCAAUAAUACCAUGACAACAGCAUCCACCUGGCAAGCAAAGGUUGGCCACUUUUUAAUAAACAUCAAUGGAGUUGACUUGAAAUUGAAUGCAAUUUUAGCAACCUGACAAAGCUGCUGGAUUAAGGGCUUGGUGUCUCAACCAUUUCUCUUUCUUUCUGAUCACUUUAUUAAUUGGUUGCAUAUAUGAACAUCUUUUAGACAUAUUUCUUAACUUAAAAGAUAUUGAGAGGAUAUGAAUGCAUGUUUUUUUUUAAAGUCUUUUAAGCACUUGUUUAGAUUUUUGCUCAAGUCACGCUGAAAUCACAUUUGGUCAUCCCUUUUUGUUGUAAAAAAAAAAUGUGUUUUUAGUUUAUUAUUAUUAAAAGGAAGAAAAACUGAUUUGGGGGGAAUAUCAGAAAUGCUUGCGGGCCGUGUCAGUGUUUAUGAUUGAUUGACAGCAGUGUUCCACCGUAGAGAACCGGAGAGUAGCACACACGUCAUGGGCAGACUGUGUUAUUAGUGGUGUUAUGAAAGUAAGAUCCAUACCAGCAUCUAAAUGGACUGAUGUGACAUUCACAGUUGCAUUCUGUUUAAUGUGCCGCAGCUACGCAGCUAAUUAGCAAUCUUCCCCAGUGUAUGUUGGUUUGGUGACUUGUUCACAAGUAAUGGGGAUUUUAGAAGGAAAACUAAAGUGGGCUGUUGUUGCCUAUAGCUCUUGUGUUGUGUAGCAGGCUGCUGUCAGACCAAGUAUGACCGUCUGCCCUGCAAGAUUUGAUUGGCUUUAUUGAAAUAAGGUCUCCAUCUACGCAGAAGUCAAAUUAAUGUAAAACUAUCAUGACACAACAUAAUGUAUAUGUAAAUAUCUCCUUGGGCUGUAGCAAAAAAAUGCAAUUUCAUUUCAGUUGGACUUUAAGUUACUCUUCACUUGACCCACUUAAAUCCAAUAUGCAAAGUAGGUCUAUAAAAAUGCAAAGGAUGCACCGUGCCACCAUUUUCAGUGUGGGGUGAGCAUCACCAUUUAGGAAUUCAACGUUCAACUGAGACAGGCAGGGAUCUCUCUCAGUUUUAAUCUAUCCCUUAUAUCCUCAUCCAGAAGGACCAGUUUGGGUUAUUCUGAAUUUAUAAUUAGACCCGGGAAAAAGCAGUGCAUUUUUCAGUAAUUUUCACUUAAAUUUAAAGAGGUGCCAGCGAGAAAAAAAAGAAA
Molecule: messenger RNA, 6043 nt
Organism: Etheostoma spectabile (orangethroat darter)
Lineage: Eukaryota; Metazoa; Chordata; Actinopteri; Perciformes; Percidae
Gene: slitrk5
Product: SLIT and NTRK like family member 5
Exons: 2
Coding region: 890-3514 (874 amino acids)
Biological process (GO): axonogenesis; positive regulation of synapse assembly
Molecular function (GO): protein binding
Source: RefSeq, a predicted model, not a curated record